AUGGGUCAUGUCUUUACGGUGAUCAAGAUCAUCUGGAUUAAGACAGAGUUACCCUUACGAGAGAAAAUCAGAGAUGGAAGAACAGACUACUGCUGUCGCUUCAUGAAAAUUAAAACGACCUUACCACUAUCAUCAACAAGUUCCAAAAGCACAACACAUAUAUGGAAAGAGGAUUAUUCAAAAUUUGUGAAAAUUCAUUUGUACUGUCUGAAAGUCCACCGGAAAGAUGAUUCCUUUGUUUCACAAAGGACAAGCUCUAAGACAAACUGUUCUCUAUGUCACCCGCCCCAAAAAAUAACGUAUGUGACGUCAAAACAAAAGUAA
Auanema sp. JU1783 is the source of this 324-nucleotide messenger RNA. NCBI's taxonomy places the organism in Eukaryota, Metazoa, Nematoda, Chromadorea, Rhabditida, Rhabditidae. The record is from the annotation of a GenBank genome assembly.